Messenger RNA from Rhodofomes roseus, 985 nucleotides. RefSeq lists its product as uncharacterized. The record is from RefSeq and is a predicted model, not a curated record. The transcript has 5 exons. NCBI's taxonomy places the organism in Eukaryota, Fungi, Basidiomycota, Agaricomycetes, Polyporales, Fomitopsidaceae. Bases 150 to 845 code for a protein of 231 amino acids.
UGUGGCGGCGGCGGCGUACCCCGCACCUGCCUUUCUUGGACAUUAUAUUGAACACCUGCGUGGCUGAGUCAGCGACUUAGUGAGCCACGGACGCGACCCUCGGUGCCUCCGAGUCCAACCUCCGAUCGUGACACUACUCCUGACUCGCGAUGUCUGAAAACACGUCCGCCCUGUGGGCGACUACUGUCUACUGGUCUCCGACACAUAUUUACUCCCAUGUCUGCUCAUUCUCGACGUGGAAGCCUCAGAAGCGAAGCCUGCCACGAGAUUUGUAUAGGCGAUCAUCUAUGCUGCCUGUGACUUUGGCCUCGCAGCAUCCGGAUGCUCCACGCUCAAGCUUCGGAUCCCAGCUACUGAGGCCCAGGUCCACGCGAGAAGACGCCGGUGGUAGCAUACGAGAUGGAAAGAAUAUCCGCCGAGGGGCCUUGAGCGGCCUUUACCACGGCGGACAGGGAGACGUGAUCGAGCAGCUCUUAACGCUUUCACUGGACCUGAAGGACGAUGAGUCACUCUCAUCGAAGCUUUCCACAUGGACAUGGUUCUGGUGGGCUGUGUGCAAGGGCUGCGCGGCCCUGGACCUGCAUACGUCCAGACACUUUGAACCUCGAUCCUUGCUGGGAGCCCAAUGCGCCCUGCAAUCGGGACGGCACCGGGACCACGGAGAUAGCGAUCUCAUAGCUUCCCCGUGUCUGCACGAUCGUCUUUCCGCGUUGUCCCGUUCCCUUUCCCUUGGUAUCCGGCGAAUGUGCUCACUCGUGACGUUCACGAGCCAGCCCUCUCUGCAUCGAGGCGCUCUUCUACUCAAGAGGUCACUCGUUCAACGGCCGACUCAAUCGCACUUUUAAGCGCGCCGGCGGGAAUGCGUAACGGGCUUGCAGCCAUGUUCUUGGUGGCGGCGAUUUUACGCUACUUUUCUGCAUCGUCAUGAGAUGUUGCGUUGCGUCAACUGACGGCGAGAUGCUCUCACUUUCCCUCCCUGACCACU